Molecule: messenger RNA, 7889 nt
Organism: Cebus imitator (Panamanian white-faced capuchin)
Lineage: Eukaryota; Metazoa; Chordata; Mammalia; Primates; Cebidae
Gene: RP1L1
Product: RP1 like 1
Exons: 9
Coding region: 305-7348 (2347 amino acids)
Biological process (GO): intracellular signal transduction; photoreceptor cell development; retina development in camera-type eye
Cellular component (GO): axoneme
Source: RefSeq, a predicted model, not a curated record
GGUGAGCGGCCAGGGUGGCAGGCCUCUGUGCAAAUGGACCAUCUGUUGGAGCUCAGGAGGCUGGGCUCCUGCCCAAGGGACUGGGGCCUCAGGCUCUCAGGCCAAGGAGAGUGGCCCCGAGGACAGUACAGAGGAGCGUGGCCAGCCCUGCGGCCCAGCGGGGCUGAGCCAGUGGCAGGGAAGGAGGCGGCAUCCACAUCGGCCUGACUUUCCUCCAACAGAUGUCCCCCUGAGGCUUAGGAGCUCAGGGGAGCUGAGCCAUGCCCUUGUGCUCCCUGGAGGACGCUACCAGAGCCGCCACAUCAUGAACAUCACGCCAAGGGAUACCCAGGCCCUGAGCCACCGUGAGUGCCUCCUGCCCUCUGUGGCUCGCACCCCCUCGGUCACCAAGGUCACUCCAGCCAAGAAGAUUACCUUCCUCAAGCGAGGGGAUCCACAGUUUGCUGGGGUCCGCCUAGCCGUUCACCAGCGCGCCUUUAAGACCUUUAGCGCCCUCAUGGACGAGCUCUCUCAGCGCAUGCCUCUCUCCUUUGGGGUGCGCUCUGUCACCACACCCCGGGGCCUGCACAGCCUCAGUGCCCUGGAGCAGCUGGAAGAUGGUGGCUGCUAUCUAUGCUCUGAUAAGAAGCCCCCCAAGACCCCCAGUGGGCCAGGCUGGCCACAGGGGAGAAGCCCCACUGCUCCACAUUUGCGGGAUAUCAAAGGCCGGCGUGAAGCCCCAGGAACAUCCUCCUCCCGGAAGAGUCUUAAAACUCCCCGGAAGAUACUGUUGGUUAAGAACACAGACCCUCGCCUCCAGCAGACAGUGGUCCUCAGUCACAGGAAUAUGAGAAGCCUGGCUGCCUUUCUCAGCAAAGCCUCAGAUCUGUUGUGCUUUCCUGUGAAGCAGGUGUACACAACCAGCGGGAAAAAGGUGGACUCACUGCAGGCCCUGCUGCACAGCCCCUCCGUGCUGGUAUGCGCCGGGUAUGAGGCCUUCAGACCUCCAGCCAUGGAAAAUGCCAGGAGAAGUGAGGCUGGAACUUUAUCUGGGCUGACUUCAAGAAACAAAAACGGGAGCUGGGGGCCAAAGACCAAGCCGAGCGUGAUCCAUUCACGGUCCCAGUCAGGCAGCAGGCCACAGCUGCCAGAGAGGCCUGGUCCCAGUGACCUGCUGGCGGGCCCUGCUCCUGACAGGCACCCUCAAGACACGCCGGCGCAGCCGGGCCCGCUGGUGGCCGGCGAUGACAUGAAGAAGAAGGUCCGCAUGAACGAGGACGGCAGCCUGUCCGUGGAGAUGAAAGUCCGCUUCCACCUGGUCGGCGAGGACACACUUCUGUGGUCCCGGAGGAUGGGCCGGGCCACCGCCCUCAGCACAGCCGGCGGGGAGGACCCCGUUCUGGGGGAGGUGGACCCUCUCUGCUAUGUGUGGGAGGGCUACCCCUGGGGCUUCUCACAGCCUGGGGUGUGGGGACCCCAGCCCUGCAGGGUGGGAUGCGGGGAAGCCUUUGGCCGAGGUGGGCAUCCAGGGCCCAAGUAUGAAAUCUGGACGAAUCCCCUGCAUGCCUCCCAGGGAGAGAGAGUGGCAGCUCGGAAAAGGUGGGGACUGGCCCAGCAUGUCCGCUGCAGUGGCCUGUGGGACUGCAGGGCUCCCGGGAGGGAGAGAUGCAGCCAGGACAGCGCCAGCCCCGCCUCCAGCACCGGCCACCCCGAGGGCUCAGAGCCAGACUCUUCCUGCUGCCCCAGGAUCCCAGAAGACAGGAUGGACAGUGGCAGCUCCUCUGCCCGGAGAGGGGCCGAGUGGGAAGCUGGCGGGAGGCUGGGUGAGGAGCCCAGCAUGUGCACAGACGGAGCAGGGCUGGGCAGCCCAGAGCAAGGCGGCCGCCUAACAUCCAGGGCCCAGAGUGAGGAGAGGACUUCUUCAGACUCAUCAGCCAGCAGCAGGGAAGGAUCCAGCGAAUGGGGCGGGCGGACCCGGGGCUGCCUGGGCAAGGUAAGGGCUGAGACCUCCCAGCAGGAGGCCACUGAGGGAGGCGUCCUGGGUUCUCCAGCCCUGAGUCUUUCAUCUUUAAGGAGUGAGGACCUGCAGGCGGAGAUGCCAGGACAUGGCACCGAGCACCAGCAGGCCAGCGGUGCAUCUGUGAUGAGGGAGCCUCUGGCUUCGGGCCUUUCCAGCUCCUGGGACUCAGAAGGAGCCUCUUCCACCCCUCCCACCUGCACUUCAGCCCAGCAGAGGCGGAGAAGGCACAAGAGCCGGGCCAGUGCGGUGUCCUCACCCAGCAGCCCUGGCCUUGGCCGAGUGGCCCCAAGAGACUCUCCCAGGCAGUGUCGCUACUGCAGGGGCACCCACAGCCCGCUGGACUCCCCUGCAACCAAGCAAGUGCCGAGGCCUCCUCAGCAGCGAAGGGCCUGCCGGGAUGGCUCAGUGCCACGAUCUUCUGGAAGCUCAUCGAGCUCCAGGACACAAGCCUCCAGGGACCUGAGACCUCCCUCCUCGGGCUCUUUUCCUUCCCAGGACCUUCUGGGAACCAGCAGUGCCACUGUCACCCCUGCAGGCCACCCGGACUGUGCCUCUGGGAUCUCCCCCAACAACGUUCCCUCUGCUGGGUGGGCAGGGGAGGCAGGGUCCAGGACAUGCUCACCGGCCCCCAUGCCGCCUCACACAUCCAACUCCUGCCCAAAAUCUGGGGCGGCCAGCCUGGGGGAUCAGGCCAAGGACACCCCGCAGCCCUCCUUGCCAUUGGUUCUGCAGGUUGAACGGCCUGAGCAAGGGGCAUUAGACCCCCACCAAGGCCACUCCUGCUCACAGACCGGGACACUGUCGGCCCAAGAGGCCCAGUGGGGACCCUCCCUGGAGGCCCGCUGGCUGUGUGGCAGGUACUGUCCCACCCCACCCAGGGGGCGGCCCUGCCCUGAGAGGCGCCCUUCCAGCUGUGCCAGCACCAGCAGCAGCCACCGGAGUGCUGCCUGUGGGCCAGGUGGGAGCCAGCAGGAGGAGGAGACACACCAGGCAGAGCUCACAGCGUCCUCUGGCCCCAGUUCAGGGGCAUCUAGGAGCAGCGGCGCCAGCCAGGGUGUGAGGUGUGGGGUGCUGUCCCAGGAGAAGACCGCUAGUCGGGGAGACCCCCAGGGGCAGGAGGAGGCUAGCGGCAUGUCCCCUGGCACGCUGCCCCGCUCGACUCCAGAGGCGGUGGUCCGAGAAUGGCUGGACAACAUUCCGGAAGAGCCCGUAUUCAUGACAUAUGAGAUGGUGGACGAGACCACAGGUGCAGCGGGGGAUGGCCUGAGAGGCCCUGAGGUGGACCCUGGGGAUGACCAGGCUCUGGGAGGCCUGGUGGAGCCAGCUGACGCCAGACAGCCCCUGGAAGGGGAUGCUGGACAGGACCUAGAGCCAGAGGGAGUCCUCCUGGUGAGUGGUGACGUUGGUCCCCCAUCAGGAGAGGGUAUCCCCCAAGGGGCAUCUCCAGAGGGAGUUUCUGAAGCCCCUGCAGAGGCCGGAGUGGACAGAGGGGCCCCGGUCAGCUGUGGGGUGGGCCUGCGGGCACUUCCUGGCCGGGUGUCUGCCUCCACGCAGAUCAUGAGGGCACUGAUGGGAUCCAAGCACAACCGGCCCAGCAGUGUGCCCGAAGUGUCUCGGCCUUUGGCCAGGAGGCUCAGCCACUCAGCCGGGGCCCUCAUUACCUGUCUGGCCAGCCUCCAGUUCUUUGAUGAGGACUCUGGGUCUCCUGCCAGCAAAGUGAGGUUCAAAGACUCCCCUCGGUACCAGGAGUUGCUCCGCAUCUCGAAGGACCUGUGGCCGGGAUGUGACCUUGGGCAGGACCAGCUGGACUCGGGCCUCUGGGAGCUCACGUGGAGCCAGGCUCUGCCAGACCUUGGGUCCCAUGCUGUGACAGAGAACUUCACGCCCACGUCCUCCUCUGGCGUGGACAUCAGUAGCGGCUCUGGAGGCUCAGGGGAGAGCAGCAUACCCUGUGCCAUGGAUGGCACUCUGGUCCCUGAGGGGACAGAGCUGUCCCUGAAAACCUCAAACCAGAGGUCUGAUUCCAGAACCUCUGAGAACCCAGGGGAUCUGGAAAAGCAACAGCACUGUUGUUCCCCAGCCUGCGCUUGUGCCACCAAGGAGGAGGAAGCAGAAAGAGACAGGGAGGAGCAGAUGGCUGAAAACACAAUGCAAGAAGAGGAGGCGCAGUUAGAGGAAACUAAAGAAGGAACAGAAGGAGAACUGCAAGAAGAGGUGCAGUUAGAGGAAGUGGAAGAAGCAGCAGAAGGAGAAAGGCUUCAAGAAGAGGGGACGCAGUUAGAGGAAACCAAAGAGGAAUCAGAACUGCAAGAAGAGAUGCAGUUAGAGGAAGUGGAAGAAGAAGCAGAAGGAGAAGGGCUUCAAGAAGAGGGGGCGCAGUUAGAGGAAACUAAAGAAGAAACAGGAGGAGGAGAACUGCAAGAAGAGGUGCAGUUCGAGGAAACAAAAGAAGAAACAGAAGAACAGCUGCAAGAAGAGGCACAGCUAGAGGAAGUUAAAGAAGGACCAGAAGGAGGACUGCAAGAAGAGGUUCUUGAAGAAGUUCUCAAAGAGGAAGAGCUUCCAGAAGAAGGACACGUCUGCGGACAGGAAUUGUCAGAGGCCGGCUCUCUGGAUGGGGAAGGCUCCCAGGAAGAGGACGCAGUCCAGGAGGAGGAAGUGGGAAGAGCCUCUGCCUCUGCAGAGCCAUGCCCCCCAGAGGGCACAGAGGAGCCCACGGAGCCCCUUAGUCAUCUCAAUGAGAUGGACCCAAGUGCCAGUGAGAGUCAAAGUGGCUCCCAGCUUGAGCCUGGCUUGGAAAAGCCACCUGGAGCUGCCUGGAUGGGCCAGGAACACACGCGGGCCCCACCUACCCAAGGGGCUGCAGAGAAGAGCUCUUCGGUGGCCUGCAGAGUGGCUCUGGACUGUGACCCCAUCUUGGUGUCUGUGUUGCUAAAGAAGACAGAGAAGGCCUUCCUGGCCCACCUUGCCAGCUCAGUGGCUGAGCUCCGAGCACGCUGGGGCCUGCAGGACAACGAUCUGCUGGACCAGAUGGUGGCCGAGCUGCAGCAGGACGUGGCCCGGCGCCUCCAGAGCAGCACCGAGAGAGAGCUCCAGAAGCUCCAGAGCCGAGCGGAGCGGAUGGUGCUGGGGCCUCCCCGGGAGACCCGCACGGGGGAGCUGCUCCUGCAGACCCAGCAGCGCAGACACCGCCUCUGGGGCCUGCGCAACCUCUCGGCCUUCUCUGAGCGGACGCUGGGCCUGGAGCCCCUCUCCUUCACCCUGGAGGACGAGCCGGCCCUCAGCACAGCCCUGGGCACCCAGCUAGGUGCAGAGGCUGAGGGAGAGGAGUUCUGUCCUUGCGAGGCCUGCGUGAGGAAGAAGGUGAGCCCUACGUCCCCCAAGGACACAAGGGGGGCCACCAGAGGUCCCAUCAGAGAGGCUUUUGACCUGCGGCAGAUUCUGCAGAGGAAGAAGGGAGAACGUACCGAUGGGGAGGCAGCAGAGGUGGUCCCUGGCAGGACCCCCAUGGACCCCAUAAGCACCAGGACUGUCCAGGGAGCUGAUGGGAGGCCAGGGCUGGGGCUGGGCCCAGGGCCUGGAGUGGAUGAGGAAGAGGACAGCGAGGGGAGCCAGAGACUCAACAGAGGCAAAGAUCCCAAACUGGGGGAGGCAGAGCGAGCUGCCGUGGCUCAGGAGAGAGAAGGGAAAACCCACAGCAGCAAAACCAGCGCCAGCAGUGAGCUGGAGGAAGCUGAGCUGGAGGGAGAGGGCGUGGGUGAGAGGGGAGAAACUGGGGACCAGGACUCUGGGCAUGAGGACAACUUGCAGGGUGAAGCUGCGGCAGGAGGUGACCAAGAUCCAAGACAGAGUGAUGGAGCCGAAGGCAUAGAGGCCCUGGAGGCCAAAGAGGAGACUCAGGAGGCAGAAGAGGAGGGCCAAGAGGCAGAAAAAGAGGCCCAGGAAGCAGAAGAGGAGGCCCAGCCAGAGUCAGAAGAUAUAGAGGCCCUGGAGGCCGAAGGGGAGGCCCAGGAGGCAGAAGGGGAGGCCCAACCAGAGUCAGAAGGUGUAGAGGCCCAGGAGGCAGAAGGGGAGGCCCAGCCAGAGUCAGAAGGUGUAGAGGCCGAGGAGGCAGAAGGGGAGGCCCAGCCAGAGUCAGAAGGUGUAGAGGCCCAGGAGGCAGAAGAGGAGGCCCAGGAGGCAGAAGGGGAGGCCCAGCCAGAGUCAGAAGGUGUAGAGGCCCAGGAGGAAGAAGAGGAGGCCCAGGAGGCUGAAGGGGAGGCCCAGCCAGAGUCAGAAGAUGUAGAGGCCCAGGCGGCAGAAGGGGAGGCCCAGCCAGAGUCAGAAGGUAUAGAGGCCCAGGAGGGAGCAGAGGAGGCCCAGGAGGCUGAAGGGGAGGCCCAGCCAGAGUCAGAAGGUGUAGAGGCCCAGGAGGCUGAAGGGGAGGCCCAGCCAGAGUCAGAAGGUGUAGAGGCCCCAGAGGCAGAAGGGGAGGCCCAGCGAAAGUCAAAAGGUAUAGAGGUUCUGGAGGCAGAACAGGAGGCCCAGGAGGCUGAAGAGGAGACCCAGCCAGAGUCAGAAAUUACAGAGGCCCCAGAGGUUGAAGGGGAGACCCAGGAAGCAGAAAGGGAGGCUCAGCCAGAUUCAGAAGGUGUAGAGGCCCUGGAGGCUGAAUGGGAAGCCAAGGAGGCAGAAGGCGUAGAGGCCCCAGAGGCUGAAGGGGAGAUCCAGGAGGCAGAAGGGGAGGCUCAGCCAGAGUCAGAAGGUGUAGAGGCCCUGGAGGCUGAAGGGGAGACCCAGGAGGCUGAAGGGGAGACCCAGGAGGCAGAAGAGGAGGCCCAGCCAGAGUCAGAAAGUGUAGAGACCCAGGAGGCAGAAGAGGAGGCCCAGCCAGAGUCAGAAGGUGUAGAGGCCCUAGAGGCUGAAGGGGAGGCCCAGCCAAAGUCAGAAGGUGUAGAGGUCUCAGAGGCUGAAGGGGAGGCCCAGCCAGAAUCAGAAGGCGUAGAGGCCCCAGAGGCUGAAGGGGAGGCCCAGGAGGCAGAAGAAGAGGCCCAGCCAGAGUCAGAAGGCGUAGAGGCCCCAGAGGCUGAAGGGGAGGCCCAGCCAAAGUCGGAAGGAGAAACUCAAGGUGAGAAAAAAGGGAGCCCUCAGGUCAGUCUAGGAGAUGGCCAUGCAGAGAGGAAGACCAUGAGCAUGUAUCCAGAAAGUUCCACUUCUGAGCAAGAAGAGGUACCUUCAGGCCCAAGGACUCCAGAGCAGGGGGCCAGUGAAGGCUGUGACCUACGAGAUGACCAGGCACUCGGAAGCCUUGCCCCCACUGAGGCGGUGGGCAGGGCAGAUGGCUUUGGCCAAAAUGACUUAGAUUUCUAGACAAGAUCAAGCUGCAAUAUGGUUGUGAGCCUGAGAGAUCGUUUUUAUUCAUAUUUUUUCUGCAAACCUGAGUAACACUCAGUCCACUGGAGACGUGCACAGCAGAUGGACAAAACCAAGGACUUGCUAAGGACACAGCCCAUGCCGUGCUGUCCCGUGAUUCUAAGUGCAGAAGCUUCAGAGAGCUCUGUGGCCUGUCCCACACGCAGUGCAAAUAAAGGGGGCCUGCGCAUCUGCCCCGUUAUCGGAGGUCAGCCUGGCUCCCAUUCCUUUGCCUGUAGAGCCUGAAAGAUGGAACUGAUUGGAAAGAUUCCAGUAUAGCUUCUGUUUGUGGGUUUGUUUUCUGCUAGCAAGUGUUUCUCACUGUCUUUUCCCGAUCGAUCUCCUGUUCCUUUUCUCCUUGGUGUCUGUGGGCACUCACCUCAUUUGACUUUGAGGUGCUUUUUUUCCAGUCUUGAAUGUAUUUGGUGACUCUGCAGAAAUACUUCUGCAAAGCAGAUAACUUCGGAGUCAUUUGAUAAAGUUUGUUCUCAGAACCAAA